AAACGCUUCGUCCUAGGUACUUAGAAGUGCACUCUUUGUACGUUGAAGCAUCUCUUUCGUUGAAUUUACCGUGGUAUGGUUUUGAGAUUGACUUUUGAUUUUUGAGAUUUGAGUCUUGAGUAUUUUUUAUUCAUGGAGGGUUUACACCGUGUAGUCUUCUGGCAUGCAGUUUAUGGUUCUAGCCAUCUUGGGUUUGAAAGCUAGCGUUAAUGUGGCCUUCUGGAUUUAUGGAAAGAAAAAAAGAAGAAAUCUCUAUUUGCUCUCUAAAUUUGGCUACCAAAACAAAAGUUUCUACUUGCUCUCUUACCUUGGCUAUCAAAAGAAAAGCCUCUACUUAUUCAAAACUCUCUGCCUUCGAAAAUCAAGCUAUUUCUUAAAUAAAAACUUCAUUUUGUUACUCUCACACUUUGACUUUUUGUUCUUUAACCUUAAUAAAAUAUAUUCACUUGACGCACUUUUCUUUGUCUUUGGUAAUCCAAGGAAACGACAGUUUAACAAUUUCUUCAUAUGCAUCAUUAUGAAGCACUUUGAGGUAAUUAUCGUUAUACAACCUUGCAUAGGUAGUUUUCAUUGGUGAGAUGCCAUAUAUUAAUAUCAGUCUGUGCUAUACAAAUUUACAAGCGUUCUUCUAGGCUCAGAUUCAUAUCCAUGUAUCAUCUUUGAGCAUUAUGUUAUCGAACUCUUUUCAUUGACGAAG
Messenger RNA from Rhizopus microsporus ATCC 52813, 697 nucleotides. RefSeq lists its product as uncharacterized. The record is from RefSeq and is a predicted model, not a curated record. Lineage: Eukaryota; Fungi; Mucoromycota; Mucoromycetes; Mucorales; Rhizopodaceae. The transcript has a single exon. Bases 164 to 577 code for a protein of 137 amino acids.